UUGUUUUUCCAUUUCCGGUUUAAAAGUAAAUAAUGAUUGGAUUUCAUUUCUCUUUUUCUUCACAUUUGCAACCUAAUUAUAAGUUGUGUUGCUAUCGAUAUCAAAAAAUUUUGUUGAUUUAGUUAAGUGGUUAUUAAUGCUUCAAAGACACUGUUCCACAAGAUAAAGUUGACGCCUUCUUUUUGUCUACUAGUAUUCGGAUAGGCAAAUAAUUAAUACAGACAUAAGGUCUGCUGCUGACUGAAUACAACACAAGUUUAAUCUUCCUUGUCAGAGUAACCUAAAAGAGGAAAGUCAACGGCAUAUUGGAGAGUAGUCUGUACCUAAAAUAAUUUGAACAGACUGAAAAAUGAGAAAAAGCUGAUUUGGAUUAAACAAAAACCUUAAUUGGAUAUCGGUCUUGAAAGUGAGGUUAUGGCAGCACCAGCACCCCCAGUAAGAACAGUUGAGAAAAAUAAAGUGAGUUUUGUGUGUCAAAGAUGUCGACAACCACUGAAGAUAGAUCCAUCAUUUGGGACUAUAGAUCAACAGAGUGAGCUUGUAAAGGAACUUACAGCCCCUCUUAUAGCUCAGGCUGGAAGAGAAGAAACCUUUGGUCAGGAAAAGGUUGAACCAUAUGAAGAAGAUGGAAACAUUUCAAAGAGAGUUGUUCCCCCCAGAUAUUCAUCAUUAGAGGAAGAAAACAAUGGUUUCACAUUACUUGGUGAGACAGGACCAGCCAGUUUAGGAAACUUGGGACAUAAACCAAAGGUGAAGGCAGUUUUAUUUGACAUCAUGACAGGCCAGUCUACAGUGGAUCAUCCAUUAUGCGAGGAAUGUACAGAUACACUACUGAACCAGUUGGAUGAUCAAUUGAAGAUCACAGAGUUUGAGUGUAGAGAUUAUAGAAAUUUUCUGGAGAAGCUUGAGAGUAAUGAAGAAGUGGAAGAUGACGCUGCAUUAGACGAUGAAUUGCAGAAGUUGAAGGCAGAAGAAGAAGUACUGAGACAACAGUUGAAGCAGGUAGAGCUGGAGCAGAAACAGAUAUUGUCAGAUAUAAAUAAGGAAAAGGAGACCACUAAAAUGUUAGGAGAGGAGGAAGAAAGGUAUUGGAGAGAAUACAAUGAGUACAAAAGACAAGUACAGGAACUGGAUGAUGAACAAAAGAGUGUGGACAACCAGUUGAAGUAUGCUCAAGCACAGCUUGACCGGUUAAAGAAAACUAAUGUAUUUAAUGCAACUUUCCAUAUUUGGCACAGUGGCCACUUUGGGACCAUUAACAAUUUCAGACUUGGAAGAUUGCCGAGUGUACCUGUAGAAUGGAAUGAGAUAAAUGCAGCCUGGGGUCAAACAGUUCUCCUCCUUCAUUCACUUGCCAAGAAAAUGAACCUUACAUUCCAAAGAUACAGACUUGUGCCAUAUGGAAACCAUUCCUAUCUGGAGUCACUUACAGAUAAAUCAAAAGAACUUCCACUCUAUGCAUCUGGAGGAUUCAGAUUUUUCUGGGAUGCAAAAUUUGACCAGGCAAUGGUAGCCUUUCUAGACUGUCUACAACAGUUCAAAGAGGAGGUGGAGAGAGGAGAUUCACAGUUUUGUCUUCCAUAUAAAAUGGAUAAAGGCAAGAUAGAGGAUACUAGUACUGGUACAACUUACUCUAUAAAGAUACAGUUUAAUUCGGAAGAGCAAUGGACAAAGGCCCUGAAGUUUAUGCUUACCAAUUUGAAAUGGGGACUUGCAUGGGUCUCAUCACAAUUUGCAAACAAAUGAGAAAUACUGUUGACACAAAGUUAAAAAUUGAAAAAAAAACAACUUCUCAUGAAAUGUUUGAUAGGUGUAAGUCGAUUGUGUAAUUAUUUAUGAAUCAAGUAUGACUUGUGCAGACUUUUACACCAUGGAACUUUGAGUUAUCCUGCAACAGAAAAAGUUCAGUUAUUUGAAAUAAUUUGUAUUAAAUUGAUAGAGUCCUAAAGUAUUGAAAGUGCAAUAAAAUGUUUAUAUCAUA
This is a messenger RNA of Mercenaria mercenaria, 1981 nucleotides long. Its product is annotated as beclin-1-like. The record is from RefSeq and is a predicted model, not a curated record. The transcript has 17 exons. Gene Ontology annotation, cellular component: phosphatidylinositol 3-kinase complex, class III, type I; phosphatidylinositol 3-kinase complex, class III, type II; phagophore assembly site. The coding region runs from base 415 to 1746 and encodes 443 amino acids. Gene Ontology annotation, biological process: cellular response to nitrogen starvation; autophagosome assembly; autophagy. NCBI's taxonomy places the organism in Eukaryota, Metazoa, Mollusca, Bivalvia, Venerida, Veneridae.